AUGGCAACUCGUGGUCUCUUAAAAGGAAUUCCAGAUAAGUUAAUUAUGGAAAAAACAGGUUAUAGAGACGUGAGGUCGUUACAGCAGUAUCAGAGACCUAGCAUAGAGUACAAACUAGAAAUGUCAAAAGCGUUCGAUCAAGUUGGUAUGAUGCACACGUCUUUGGCGACAACCAGUACAACUAAUAGCGAGUGUCGGGGAGUCCGUGAAAAAGCUGAGGAGGAAUUAGGAAGCGAAGAUAACAAGAGCGAAGGUUGAAAAGUGUGUUAUUUUUAUAAUUAACAAGGAGUUUAAAAUGUAGACAGAAGAAGUAAAUGGAUAUAUUGUAGUGGAAGUGAGUGUUGUAUUUAACAAGUUUGAAAUAUAUUUUCAAUACGUUUGUGUGAAAUAGUAUUAGAAAUGUAAAUCGAAGUGGUUGUAGUGUAAUUAAAGUUCAAUGGAUUAUAAAUUCAUGGCCUGUAUCCAGGUACAAUACUAGAACAGCGGGCUGUAUUCAGAUACAGCCCAAUAUUUCCGGGCUGUAUCUGAAUACAGCCCAAUUAUUCAAAAUUAUCUAUUCAAUUCAAUUCAUCAGCCCCGCUCUUCCCUGCUGAAUAUCAAAACCCUCCCCGUGCUUUUAGAUGGUUGGCCUAAUGACCGAUAUUUAUGUUAAAUCACUGAUAUACACUAAGACUCGAUAGUGCAUCCGGUGGUUCAGAGUGAAGCCGGAAGUGAGCUGAUUGGAGCUGACGGCCGCCAUGUUGGAUGGCCCCACUUGAGGAGUGAAUACUAUAGAUUUCUAUUACAGAAUGUAUAGUUUUCGCUUUAAAACGCUUAUUUUCUUCUCUUGAACCUAAGCAAACCUUGUUUCAGGAAAGGAACAUAUAACAUUAAUGCUUCAAGAAGUAAAUUUGAAGUUUUUUACCAUGAAAUCGCAGAGAAAACCGAAGUUUUGCGUCGUAAUAAUGAGUGCGACUGUGCGAGGACUGAAGAUGUGAACACCAGACUUGUCAAUGGAGGCCAAAAUGAGAAGGAUUAG
Paramuricea clavata is the source of this 1018-nucleotide messenger RNA. The record is from the annotation of a GenBank genome assembly. Lineage: Eukaryota; Metazoa; Cnidaria; Anthozoa; Malacalcyonacea; Plexauridae.